CUUUUCCCACCAUCUACAGCUAGUAAUCUGAAUUAUCUUCCUUUUUUUUUUUACGACUUUGUAAUACCCUUUCUCGUGAACACAUACCACCAUGUCCGAACAACAACAGGCGGCUGCUGGCCCUUCCUCAAUGACGAAUACAGACACCGUGGUGAAUACGUCGCAGCCAAAGUCCGAUUUCAAAGUCUAUAAACCUUCUGACGUGAUCGCCACCGUUCCCUCCGCAUUACCAGAUGAAUACUUUAUCCCCACCUCGUCAGACUUGAAAGCCGCUCAGUCACAGCUGGCCGCGCGUACCCAGGCGCUUACGAAUGCACCGUUGCAGUUAAAGUCCGUGAAAGAGGCCGAGGAUCAGGCAAAGCGGGAUCGAUGGCCAAUUACAACGAUACGUAUCCGCUUCACCGACAGGACGCAGCUGGAGAAGGCCUUCCCUUCAACAGAUAAGAUCCGUUCUGUAUACGCCUUUGUGAGGGGAUUGCUUCGAGAAGAUGUGAAGCCCAUCAAGUUUAUUCUUUAUCAGCCCCCAAAGCGAGACCUCAAAGUCUCUGAUCUCAAGGUUCGCGACUUGACGCUAGCACAGCUACAACUGGCACCAUCAUCUGUACUUCUCAUUCGGUUUGAAGAUGACUCUUUGAAUGGGUCGCACGUCCCCGCGCCUUUGAUCACAAAUGUUCUUUCACAGGCCGUUGACUUACCUAGGCCUCCAGAAGUACUGGAUACACCCCCACCCAACGUUCCCAUGUCUAGGAUACCAGGUUCUUCAGGCUCAUCCUCUGAAACAAAGAAAGUGCCCAAGUGGUUGAAGCUUGCAAAGAAAUAGCUUAAUUAGAUCAAGUACAUAACGCUUAUUAUAAAUGUAUUGUAAAUGUAUGUAGGAAUGGAAUAGAUCAGUACACUGGAAAUG
Molecule: messenger RNA, 904 nt
Organism: Guyanagaster necrorhizus
Lineage: Eukaryota; Fungi; Basidiomycota; Agaricomycetes; Agaricales; Physalacriaceae
Exons: 8
Coding region: 92-820 (242 amino acids)
Biological process (GO): intracellular protein transport
Cellular component (GO): cytoplasm; nucleus; vesicle membrane
Molecular function (GO): protein binding
Source: RefSeq, a predicted model, not a curated record